GUUCCCAAAUUAAUUGUUUUUGACUGGAACUUCUGACCCAAAACUGAAAAAAAAAGUGGUUUCAAGCUGCGAAGAGAAAUGACAAUUAUUCUCCAAAGACCAUUAUUCGAUGCUGAGAAGAUCACUUUGACGUAUGUCGGCGAAUAUACUUGUUAUAUGCUUAAUUAAUCUGCUUGUACGUAAAAACGCAUUAGUAACCUACCUAAUACUUACAAAACCUGUCUAUAACAUAUUUUUAAUUUUACAGUUGGAGAAUGGUGUCGAUUCUGGCGUGAUUCUCUAAACUUAAAACUAAAUUUAACAUCAGUCUCUCUUUUUCAUUCUGUAUAGAGAAUGACAAGGAUACACUGUUGUCAAAUUUAAGUUUAGAUUUAGAGAAUCGUGCCAGAAUCGACACCAUUAUCCAUCCAUCUUCCCUUUUUUUAUUUCCUGAUGAUAGUCUGUAUCCAACCAAAGCCAAUAGUGGAAACUUUUUCAGGAAAUCGAAACGGAAUCCAUUAGUAACCAUAGAGUAAAAUAUCCAUCCAUGGCCGAUCUCGCUGCUGUCAUGUAUUUUAUUUAAUUUCUACUUCAAUUAUGAAGCUCCUUCAAUGAUUUUGUGUGGGUUAAUGGUGUGGAAGUGAUCGUGUGGUGGCGCAGUCUCGGUGAUACGGCUCGUUGGUCGGCGGCACCAUGUUCAGCGGAACGGUGCGACUGCGGGUUUGCGAGGCGACGGGACUACGGCCGACCGACUUUCAGAAAAGGCACAACAUGACCUUCGGGAAGCCAGACGACCAGCCGAUAGACCCAUACGUUUCGAUUGACGCCGACGAACAUCACCUAGACCGUUCAAGCACAAAACCCAAAACAUUUGACCCAGUAUGGAAUGAGACCUUUACACAUGAAGUGCACAAUGUUACCAGUUUGGGAAUCACUGUGUUUCAUGAUGCUGCAAUACCACCAGAUGAUUUUGUUGCUAACUGCACUAUUCCUUUUGAAGAUCUCAUGCAUCGGGAUAAAGACGCCUUGGAUUUUUGGGUGGACCUAGAACCUAAUGGGAAAUUGCAUCUCAAAAUAGAUCUGAAAUGGAAUUCACAGGGAUGCGUGGAGCGGACGGGCUUGGGCGCGGGGGCCGGGGGCGGGGCGGGGCGCCCGGGUGGCGGCGGGGGGCGCGCGGGGGGCGCGGGCGGGGGAGGGGGAGGCGCCGGGCGGGAGUUCAAGGAGGGCGCGGGGUUCGCGCGCCGGCGCGGGGCCAUGCGGCGCCGCGUGCACCAGGUCAACGGGCACAAGUUCAUGGCCACCUUCCUGCGGCAACCCACCUUCUGCAGCCACUGCCGCGAGUUCAUAUGGGGCCUCGGUAAACAAGGAUACCAAUGUCAAGUAUGCACGUGCGUGGUGCACAAGCGAUGCCACUCGUCCGUCGUCACAAAGUGCCCGGGGAUGAAGGAGGAGCAACAAAGCGGCGUGGGCGUGUCGGGGGGCCAGCGCUUCAACGUGAACGUGCCCCACCGGUUCGUGGUGCACUCCUACAAGCGGUUCACGUUCUGCGACCACUGUGGGUCACUGCUGUACGGACUCAUCAAGCAGGGGCUGCAGUGUGAAGUAUGUUCGAUGAACGUGCACAAGCGAUGCCAGAAGAACGUGGCGAACAACUGCGGCAUCAACACCAAGCAGAUGGCCGAGAUACUCAACGAGAUGGGCAUCUCGCCCGACAAGAACCCGCGCCCGCAGCGGUCUAAGUACCAGAACACUCAACUGCUGGAGGGCGGUACUGAGCUGGCGCCCAACGACCCCGACACCAAGGACAACGACAAGCACGACGAGAAAGGUUUAGAGAGUUGCGGGGGCGCAGACAAGGUGGCCUUGGAAGAUUUCCACUUUAUCAAAGUGCUGGGUAAAGGCUCCUUCGGGAAGGUGAUGCUCGCAGAAAAGAAGGGCACGGACGAGGUUUACGCGGUAAAAGUGCUGAAGAAAGACGCCAUAGUUCAGGACGACGACGUAGAAUGCACUCUGACGGAGCGUCGCGUGUUGGCGCUGGCCGCGAGACACCCCUUCCUCACUGCGCUGCACUCCGCCUUCCAGACCAGGGACCGGCUCUUCUUCGUGAUGGAAUACGUGCAUGGCGGGGACCUCAUGUUCCAGAUACAACGCGCGCGCAAGUUCGACGAGCCCCGGGCUAGGUUCUACGCGGCGGAGGUGACGCUGGCGCUGCAGUUCCUCCACUCGCACGGGGUCAUCUACCGCGACCUCAAGCUCGACAACAUUCUGUUGGACAGCGAGGGGCAUUGCAAACUGGCCGACUUCGGGAUGUGCAAGGAGGGAAUACUGGAUGGCGCCACCACAACAACGUUCUGCGGCACCCCGGACUAUAUUGCACCAGAGAUCCUACAAGAACUGGAAUACGGUGCUUCGGUAGACUGGUGGGCGUUGGGUGUUUUACUGUACGAGAUGUUGGCCGGACAACCACCCUUCGAGGCCGACAACGAGGACGAUCUGUUCGAGUCCAUACUGCAUGAUGACGUGCUGUAUCCCGUGUGGCUCUCCAAGGAGGCCGUCUCCAUCCUCAAGGGUUUCAUGACGAAGAACCCCGCCCGCCGCCUCGGAGUAUCUGGCGGCGUGGCUGGCAUCAGGGCGCACGCGUUCUUCCGGGACGUGGACUGGGACGCGCUGCACGCGAGGAGGCUGCGCCCGCCCUUCAGACCUAAAGUGAAGAGCAAGCGCGAGGCGGCCAACUUCGACGCGGAGUUCACCAAGGAGGAACCCGUACUCACGCCCGUGCCGCCCGACGUGCUGCGCACCAUCAACCAGGAGGAGUUCCGCGGCUUCUCGUUCGUCAACGCGGACUUUAACCCCACCGGCGCCCCCGCGCCGCUGUGAACCCCAACAUCUGUCCUCUCCCUCUCCCUCUCCCUCUCCCUCCCUCUCCCGCGCCCCCACUCUCUGCGCACACGCAUCACAUAACACACCACAAACUACACGUUUCUCGCGCGCGACUCUCUAAUACCUAAGUCAACUCGAAUGAUCAGGCCGCAUGAGUAAUGCAGGCGCGGCGACGAAGCUUCACGCAAUAAGGAUGAUGACAUUUUUUUAUUCGUCCAUCAGGCAGAUUAACAGAUGCAGUGGACGUCAAAAGUCCUCGCUUCCAAACUUGACGCGUUUUAUCUUUGUGUCUUUCCGGUUGAUUUGAUAGAAGAAAUAAAAAUAAGUGUUUUUAGGACGGACUAAACGGAAUUCCGUUUAUAACCCGUCAUCAUCGUUAUUGCGCGCGUGUGUGAUAAGUCCUGGCGCCUGCCGAGAAACGUUUGUAUUGGCCUUAGAUUAAAACAAAAAGGGAAGAUACGGCAUUCGCGGCUCAAAAGUGAUCCGCUUAAAUUGUGGUCCACGACCAUAAUUUGCUUUAGUCCCAAUUUGACAUUGAAACACGCUACAUGUACACUCAAUAUAACAAUAUUGUGUAUAUUCUGUGUUAUGAAGAUAUAACAAUGCCUUCGAUGCUUUUAUAAAGAACACAAAUAGUUCAAAAUCAAAUGCCCCGGCAACACUUUUCAAUCGAAUAUUAUUUACGUAAUCGUCAUUUUGUAAGCAAGAAAAGGAAAACAACACGCUGCGUUGAAGCGUAUAGUUCUGUCUCGCUCGCUCGGUUGAUGUUUAUAUACAGACGUGUGCGUGGCGAGAGUUGCUUAUGUAGUUGAGUCGGAUCAUAUUUUAUUUGAUGCUAGUAUGAGCGUACCCUAUCUACCCUUUUUGUUUUAAUCUAAGGUAUUGGCGGCGAGGGCGCCAGUGCUCCCUCGCGUCCUGCAUGAGGCUCUGUGCCUUGCUUACUUAUGCCGGUAGACCAUGCUUUGUGAAAACUUAAAGGUCUGUUUUACGACGCCUUUUGUUCUCUCAUCAGUCACAUGUUUCUAAGGUUGCUUUUGCAGUAGCUAUUUGUGAGAUAGCUCAGUUAACAAUCUACCUUUAGAGCUGGGAAAAUGCAGUGAUUAUUGUUACUGGUUUGUCUGCGCCGUGAAUUUUCAUUGAAAAGGUUGCCUAAAGUGAGCGGUUGAGAAAUGUACCUCAAUUGUGUUGGAUGUAAAUGAUAAUUAUUCAAUGUGUGUGAAACGCAAAAACUACUCCAAAGAAUCACGCAGUUGUCAAUGCAUUAUAAAUAGUGAAAAGAAACAUGUGUUCCACAUAGUGUUGCCGAACUAUCGAUAUUAAAGCGAUCGACAGUUUACAUCGGAAAUCAUGUACCCUAUCGAUAGAAUCGAUACAACCGAUAGUAUCGAAACUAUCGAUAGCUCAGAACAAGGCAAUACUAUCGAAUGAGUGCAAUACUGUAGAUACUAUCGUUACUGUUGAUUUUAUUUGCAACAAUACUAUCGGUAGUAUUAAUACUAGCGAUUGUUUUAGACUAAAGUUUGUGAUUGACUAAUGCUAUUACAAAUUGUUAAACUAUCGAUAGUAUUUUUGCAAAUAAAAUCGACAGUAUCGAUACUAUCGAUAGUUUGUUAUUAACGAACUACAAUGCUAUCGAUAGUAUCGAUAGUAUUGAUAGUAUCGAUAAGCCGAUCGAUUGUCAUACGAUUGGUUGGCUAUCGAUAGAUUAUCGAUUAAUCAUCGAUAGUCGACUAUCGAUUGGCAACACUAGUUCCGCAUUACUGUAAAUUGAAAGGAACACUUUGGGAACUCGUGAAUGAUGAGAAAUUGGAAGGCUCCUAAAACGAAUUUGAUGAUAAUGAGAUGCUAAAAUUGAGUGAUCGCGCGCUAAUUGCAAAUGUUAACUGAUAUAAUUUUAUUAUGAUUACGAAUAAUAAUAGAAUCUAAGUGAAACUCUAGUCAAAGUCAAAUGAAAUUUGUUUUUCUUUUUUAUUAUUGUAACAUAAUUAAAUCAACAAUCUGUCUAUGUAUACAUAAUUGUCUAUGUUGAUGAAGCUCUGAAUUUUAUAUGCGUACUGUUUAAUGGAUACGUUUGUUAUAAUGUGACUUGAUGGAGGUAACAUUUUACGUGACUGGCUAGAGCCCAGGUUCGAGUCUCUGCGGCGCCCGUUUUCGUACUUAAUUUUAAAUGUUAAUUAGAACGAAACAGCAUGCCAACUGAGGUUUUGAGAAAUUUGGUUUUAUUUUUAACAGAAAACGAAAAGGGCAUGUUUACACGCGUUGUCUGUGCCUCUAUUUGUGUGUCGUUGAACUGGUCUAAAUUUAAUCAGAGCAAUGUGUUGAUUUUUGUGAAGUGAAAAAGGUUUGUGUGAUUAUUUUUUUAAGUUUUAAUCAAAUGAUAAUUUAUUAACAUGGUUUGUGGUUUUCGAAGACUUUGAUCGAACUCAGAUCUUGAGGGCGCUGCCUACUCUGAACAAAUCAGUAUUGUCAACUUAUUUCUUUUUAUACUUAAUUUAGUGACAAUUUUUAAUGUUACCGUAUUAUUUAUUAUUAGUUUUGUUAAGUGGAUAGUGUGUCGUUUCUGUAAGAUUCUUGACCGUCGGCUGACAUUGCAACUUUAGCCUGUGAUCAAGUUAUAAGAAAGAAUGUCGUUUCUCAUCACCAGUUGAAAUCUGAUUAACGAUGAAAAGCGAAUACGUAAUAAUUUAUUAUUAAAGUAUUAUGAAUAGUUUUCUUCGACUCUAGUUUCGUAGCUGAACUGUCUACUUAUAAUGACUAAUCCAAAAACGAUACUACUUAUUUGAUAAUGAAACAAAACUUGAAUUAUUUAUUUUCUCUAAGAAAUUUCGUUUUCUGAAGUAUUCCUUUUCUUCGUUUGUAAUUGCAGUUAAAUUAUCUGUGACAAAAUAGAAACAUUGUCUUUAAAUGUAACUUUUUGCAAAACAGUUGCAAUAGCGGUCGAAAAUAUUUUUGUUUUUGAGAAAAUCUAUUUUCGUUACUCUAUAGGGUUUCAUGAUCGUUGUAAUAGGCAGAGACAGCGUUGACUUGAAGUCAGCUCGGUUCACGGGGCGAAAAUUAUUGUGUUAUAGUGGUGACAUCUGUACGCCUCAUUAAAAUCGCUAAAUAAGGUAAUUCACACUCGCACUCAACAGAUGGCGUUAAAACACACACAUGGUGGCGCUAAAUCAUGGUAUAGAAAGUAAGACCAGCGAGAUAUAGGCCAGAGUCUUUAUAUUGAAUAACAUCACAAUUUUUGCUAACGCGAUGUAACCUCGCUAUUGUAUAUAUCUUUAGGGUGAUGAACAAUGAGCUGUCAGCGCCAUCUGUUGAGUGCUCUUCCGUUUAGCUUUAAAUAUGAGGCGUAUAGAUUGCCCCUUCUCAGUAAUAAUUAUAAGUUGUUCUGCAAAGCGAGUGUCUGUCGCUCGUAACCCAACGGCUGUAUAAAACGACCAAACAGUACCACUAGCACGAACCGACAUCGAAUUCGAAUAGUUUGCGAGCACGAAAUGUCAGUGUCAAAUUUUGUAUUGAAACUUGAACCGAUGCGUUACAACGGACGUAACGAGAACUAAAAAUCAGUACACAUUUGACAGCGACAUUUCGCACUCGCCAACUAGUAUUUGAUAUUGGUUUGUGCUAAGAGUAAAGUUCUAUGUGGCCACAUGUAAAAAUAUAUGUACACUUGAAUAGUUGACUAGUCACACAAUGCGUCGAAUUAGUGUACCAACUUAUUUUUACACAUGACCGUGAAAAAAAAAAGUUCUCACUGUAUCGUAGUAUGCAUUAGCGACGGAGAGUUAUUGCGUUGUAAUAGUUAUUUAUCACAGACGAUAGAGAGAUAGAUUUAUUUACAAUUAUUAUUAUUAUGAAAGAUUAAUCUUAUGCCAUUUCAAGUUUCUCCGAAAUCGUAUUUAUUUGUGUAGAUAUAGGUGUCGAUUCUGGCAGGAUUCUCUAAACUUAAAACUAAAUUUAACAUCAGUCUGUCCUUUUCAUUCUGUAUAGAGAAUGACAAAGAUACACUGUUGUCAAAUUUAAGUUUAGCUUUAGAGAAUCAUGCCAGAAUCGACAUCAUAAUGUAGAUUGUACGUAUACAAUGCGUCUAAAAGCAGUUUUGCAGUUUUUAUCUUCGGAUAAUAUAAUAAUGCGGAUUUUCUGUCGUCCUACCCGUUUUAUGGCAGAGAUUUGCCGGCAAUCGGUUCAUAUUGGCCGUCGGAUUCAUAUGAACCGCGGGGUGGCUUACGGCCGUUGUAUAUAGUGAGAGGCAUACUCGAUCGACCGCUAUCGGCCCGGGAACUUUCCUAUGGACACGUCUAUGUAUAAAGUUUACUGAAUUUGAUUAAUAAACGAAUUGAAUUAAUGAUUUUCAAUAUGAGUAAAAAAGGAAAUAAAGAUCUGUAUGGGUACUUCAUCAAAAUGGAUCUUAAGUCAGUGUCAUCUGUGUCGCGACAGAAGAGGAAGAAUAAAAUUGUCUUUGAAUAAAUCUCAUGAGCAUAAUUAAGAUUUUCAACCUUAAUGCCUACUGGGCUACGGUUGAAAUUGGAACAAUACAUUUGAGAGUUGAUCUCGUGUCUACAAUGCUAUAUCAAAGAUACACUAGUCAUGUAAUUAUCUCGCAUUAUAUUUAAAUAUCUAUCCUUUGAAUAUCAUUGAACGAAACCGCGAAUCUCGAAUAUCAAUCGUCUAUCUAUAGAACUAGGAAAUAUGGAUAGUAGGACAGUCCCGAGUGAAGGUCCCGGGCGAGGUGUUGUCGAGCACCAGUAAACCCCAUUGUCGUAAGUGUUAAUGAGAGGCGGAUGUGACGUCACAUAGCCUCCCCUACGGCAUACAGUAUUUCGCUGUUGCAUCCGUUCUUUAAAAUGCGUCUUGAAAGUGUGCGUUGCUGUUAUUUUAUCAUUAUUCGUUCGAUUCUCUCCUACCGUUGACUCGUCUGGAGUGCGAGCUUCAGAAGCGUUAUGUUCGCGUCGGACAUAUUUGAGUACUGGAUAGUACAAAGUGUACAUAGAGCCUACUGGAGUGGCGCGAGCCGCAUAGUAUUAUUUAGUCCGUAGUCCCCAAACCAAAGUUCACCCAGUUUUUAGUUCCGAUCCCCUCCGCUUUGAAUAUACGGUCGACUCGCCUGUUCAUGCUGUGAAGAGCUGAUCAGUACAACUAAAUCUCUGCUUCGACGGCGUUUCACGCGACUAUGAAUUGUACAAUGGCAGUUGUCGGUCUGCUAUUAUAUAUAUAUUCGAUUAUAUUGAUAUUCGCUUGAAAUCUGAUUUUCUGAGGCAGGGCCUUAUUGGCCUUCCACGGCACGAUGUUUUUAUUUAUUUUUAUUUUUUAUCUGUCAUCCUUAUAACUAUGUUUCACUAUUUAAUAAAAAAUUGUAUUUCUAAGUGUUGCUGUGAAGGCUAAUAAAAUGUAUUUCUUUCUUUCUUUCUUUCAAAUCGACCUCAAAUAUGGAAAGAAAGCCAACAUCAAAAUGGACCUUAAUAUUUCUUGCAUAAUUGCUUCUUUUACUUUCUUGUAUUUUUCGUACCUUUUGACGAUUUUUCGGUUAGCCGUGUGCCUUGUAUGUACAUUACAGUGAUCUAUGAUAAAUAUAUGCGAUUAACGAUUUCCAAUAUUAUUCGUAACAUUUUAUUUUAUGAAGUCUUUUUGUCGUCGUUGAUUUUCAACAAAUUAUUAGUUUUAAAGCAAUUUGUUUAAACUUUCUUUCAAUUAACGCCCUAAGGAUAUGGGCAUUUGAUUGUACUGGGCAGUGUCGUCUCAUCCGAUGACAGAGCGAGUCGUCUCCAGUCCAACAGUAGAGGGGUAUCGUGCAACGCGCGGCCCGGCGCGGGCGCAGUUCGAUGCACAAAUGUAAUGCUUUAUGUAGUCGUUAGUGUAUAAUAAAUAAAAAAAGCAAACAUUAUAAAUAAUAUAAUAAUAAUAAAAUACUAUUAUUAAAUUAUAAAAAAAAUCUCUGUACGUGUUCCCGGUGUAUUCGUGACGAUGAGGUGACAGGAGUUUUGUUUUGUCGACUUUAUUUUUGUAUUUGGACGUUUCACUAAUACGUUUGAUUGUGUACCUUGUAACUUGCAUGUUAAGGUCGCUUCUCGCGCUCGCGGCUAUAUCAUAGUAACACAUGACUAAACUUGUCAUUUAUUAUGUUGAUAGUGUAUUUUUCCAUAAAGCAUGGGUAGCUUUGCGGUUUGUCUGUGUUACAGAUAAUCCAAUUUUUUCUAUAAUAGUAAUAAUAUUCAUGUCCAUCUCACAUUUUCUUUCUAAACAAGAACAUACGUACCAUCUAGUGUAUAAUAGGGCUGAUGACGGGGUACAGUAAACGAAAUUCUAUUUAGUCCGUCAGUUAAAUGAUCAAAAAAUAAUGGACACGUUUUUCUUUGGACAAUCAACCAAAAAAUGACAAAGUUAUAACGCGUCAAAGUGUUAGUAGGGGCUCGUGACGUCACUUUUGAGUGAAUUUUCACUUAUAAGUGUACUCAAACGUGACGUCAUGCGACUUUUAUUAUAUGAAAAAAGAAAAAAUAAUUGUCCAAUACUUUUUGAUAAUCUACCUGAUAAACGAAGAAAAAAAAUUAGUCAUUAUCCCUAUUCAAAUAGUGUUGAUUUUCCUGUCAUCACGCAGACAAAUUGUCACACUGCCCGUGUUAAAAGAAAAUAGUUGAAGCGUUAAUUGUCUGCCGCAAACGGACGUUGCUAUUAUUUUCGUUUGUAGCUUUAGGUUCGCGAGCGUGUCGGGGCGGCGGCGCCUGUAUGUAUCGUAAUAAUUGUGUACGUUGUCUGUUGUAGCGUAAGUCGAUGUAUGUGGAGGUUUAUUUCGGUGUGGAUCAUACUAAUUAAUUAGAAUAGCGACGAUGCCGGUUCUCAGACUCGUUUUCGCACCGUCGGGUCGCACGGUGCGCCGCUGGGGGUGCGAUUGUGGACUCUAUGCGCAGUUGCAGAUAAAUCGAAUAUUGUAUUAGCAAAAAAUCACUUCGUAGGUAGAAACAAUAGGGAGCAUUUAAACUGUAUUAGAAACGUAAAUGAUUCUCGUUUAUAGAAAGUCCACAAUCUUAUCGCCAGUUGUAUUCCGCUUAGGUCGUCAGGCGACGGGCCCGGGGCUCCGGGCUCCGGGCUCCGGGCUCCGGGAUCCGGGCUCUGGGCUACGGGCUCCGGGAUCCGGGCACCGGGCUCCGGGUUCCGGGCUCCGGGCUCCGGGUUCCGGGUUCCGGGCUCCGGGCUCCGGGUUCCGGGCUCCGGGCGGCGCGAGCGGCCAAUGUAUGGAUCAGUGUUUGGUGAACAUGUGGCAUGCGCACAUCACAAUCAAACGCGAGAUAUCUAGAUUUAAGGGACAAUCACCCGUCGCGCAAGCUUACAAACUUGAAAUUCGUGCCUAACUCGCUUCUCGGACACAGAUGUUUUUUCUUUUUUUUUUUCUUACACUUAAAGUACGCUUCUGCAAACAUUCGUUCCGCCUAUAUUAUAUAAAUAAUAUUUUCAGUACAUUAGUUCUAUUGUCUGACUCUCGAGUUUCGGUGGUCGGUGCGAUAUCUAUGAAGUCGCGUGGGAAGCGAUGUGUGUGGUUUUAAAUAUUAUUAGUGUUAACGUUUAAAGGCGUUGGAAGUGUUAGAUUAAUUGUAAGGUGUAGUGUAAGGAGUAUUGAGUCGUGGGCCCGCGCCGCCGUCGCCCGUCUCCCAGCAGCUCCGCCCCUGCCACGAGAAAACGAGUCUUAUUGCGACGACGCAAGGUCCAACCGUAGCCGCGUCGAGUCCGCUCGUGCUAGGCGUUCAUUAAAGCUGUGAUUGAGUUGAGGCGAACUUUUGUUUGUGACGCACGAGUGUUCUCAUCUCCGACCUCUUUACAUUUCGUCGUGUACUAAAACUGACAAAGUUUCGAAAUGGUUUUUUUUUUCUAUAUUUUUUUGAGAUUUUACACAUUGAUCAUUUUUUAAUUGUCUUUUUUUAUUUCUUAUAGUGAGCGGAAACGUUUUAUUGUCUCGUUUAAUGAUGUAAUAGCUGUUAAUUGAAGUAGUACAAUCGAGCCGUGGCGCGCGAGUGUCGCGGCGACCAUAUUACGUUAGGCAGGAACGCCUGCAUACACACACAUGCGUGGAUAGAUAGAUAUAUACGUUAUACUAUGGAAAUGUUAUUUUUACUCGAAAUAUUAUUAAAUAGACUUUAUGUAGUAGAAGUGGUGACAGCGAUGCACGUUGUUUAUCUCGUUCUGGUUCUACGGUGUUAGGUGCAAUGUAAUAGAGAUCGUAACCUCCGACCUUCCACACGUUGGUGUGGUAUACACGGGUUUAAUUUUUAGGAGAAACCGAUUGUACGUAGUCAUUAUCGGGAUGGAAGGAACAAAUGAGAUAUAUAUCUACAUAAUAUGCUUGUUAAUGUUGUGUGUCUGUCACCGACUGUGCCAAAAUCCUCAAUGUAAUAGCUGAUUACCGUGGACCGCCUGUAUGAAACAAACCUAGAAGCAUAAUAUAAGUUUUGUUAAAACAAACGAAAAACGAACUAAGAAUUAGCAACUGCCAUUUUGUGUUCAAAGCUAAAGCCAAUGAAUGUAAGCUAACAACAGGAGGUGAUCAUUACUAGUGAACAAGUCUCUGUGAUAGUGCAAAAGUAGUUGUUUCAUACAAGCGUUUGGCGCGUAAUGUUCAGUAAGUCGUUAUAAAUAGCUUGUACACGUAGCAUAGAGCGCAGCGGCCGGCGCCGACCUCGUCAUUUUCAUAUUCCGGGAUAUGUACUAUGCCGUAUACUUUUGGAAUCGUUGACGUUAAAUCUGGUCCUACUCUGAACGAAGUUUUUGAUGAUUUGUAUACAUUUGUAUUUAUUUGCUUGUUAUGAUUAAUGUAAAUACAAAAGCAUCCUAAUAAUUGGUAUCAAAAAAGAACGAGGGUCCUAAGGCACUACCUUGAAGUACACUUUUCUUUCUUUCUGUGUUUCUUUAGUUUCAUUGGAUUUAUCGAAGUAAUUUAUCAAUGUUACUUGAAUUCAAAGUGAAAAAAUUAAGAUUGUAGUUCCAAAAUUUUCUAACAAACGUUUGUGAGUGUAAUGUUUGACCCUACAAAUGCUUUGGACAUGACAAAAAGUAAAUACCAAUAGCGAUGUGAGGAUAGGGAAUAUAAACAAGGUGCUCUUUAAUGCAUUCGGAUGAAGCUUGAUUGCUUGUGACGGUAUAUCAUCUAAACCACACUGCCGUCCUCAAGCUAAAACGCGGUUUAUGACAAAACCAACUUUUGAGAUAUGGCCAAAAAACGGCACGUAAACUUGAAAUGAUAGCUAUUUUGUAAUCAUUCAUCACGUGACGGAUUUUUAAACUUAAACUAUAGGUAAAGGAUACGAAUACUUGUUAAACACAGAUCGAUAGAGAAUAAAAAACUGUAUAAGAUCUAAAGAAAAUAUAAAAAAUAUAUUUUCUUUAGAUUUAAACAUCAAGCAGUUACAUGCUUUAAAAUAAUAAAAAUUACAACUGUAUAAGAUACAAUUUAAUACUGAAAAUUCGACCACAUGUCACGUAGUCACACUUUAGUUUGAGGACGGCAACAUAGCUCUUUUUAAAUUUGAGACAGUAUCAUGCAUUUGCUUCAAUAAUUAACCCCGUUGCGUUAUAAAUACCGAAAUAGUAUCAAGUAGUGGGAGCAGAGUAUAACUGACAGCAAGUUCGUUUGGUUCAGAGUAGGGCCACAGCUGCUUAUGAGACGAGACAGUCAUGGCUGCUUUAGUGGCCGUCAUAAAGGUGGUCUUAUAGGUAGCGCAGGCUUUGUUGUCUAUGGUUUAUGUUCGAGGAGUAUGCAGGGGUGUAAAUUAUUAUUAAAUGGAUUGAAAUGUAGUCGCUAUGCACGUAGUGUUACCCUUAUAAUGACAAGUACCGCGAGGUCGUCUCGGGCCGCGGCGCGCGCGCACACGCAGUCCAGGAACGAACUCAUAGCGUUCGCUGUACGAUGCCAUUUUAAUAUUUCAGCCAUUACGCUAGCAGUAACUUGACAUAUCACGCUAUAUUUCCGUUAUACAUAGUAAUGUAUAUUUUUUUUGAAAUAUAAAUAUAUUAUGAUGAUUAUAUUUUAUAUAGACACGAGUAUCGCAGCGUUGGAGUCGGAUGUCCUGUGUCAAACAUAGCACAUUUAUUGUAUUGAAACGGCGGGCGUCCGCAAUCUUCACAGAUGUCGGUUGUAUGGUUGGUUUGUUGGCUGCGGCAUAAUAAUUGUGUCGCGGUUGUUAUGAGUAUUAUUGUUUCGACUGGGACGGUCUCUAGUCGGUGAUCUAACCGCUAUUAUAAUUAAGUAGAGCCCAAUUAUAAUAGGGUUAGUGAAUGUUCUGUUUUGUGAUUGGUGAAACUCCCCUACGGGACGACACUGCAAAAUCAUUGUAAUGAACCCUGACAUAAUAUAUCUAUAAUUCUCAUUUGAUCUUAACCUUCUUACAUUUCAGAGAUUUCCUAAGAUAUCAAGGGAUUCUGUGCGUUUAUUGUCAAGGGCGGAUCCAGCUUUGGCGCCA
Chilo suppressalis (striped riceborer) is the source of this 13295-nucleotide messenger RNA. The record is from the annotation of a GenBank genome assembly. NCBI's taxonomy places the organism in Eukaryota, Metazoa, Arthropoda, Insecta, Lepidoptera, Crambidae.